This is a messenger RNA of Photinus pyralis (common eastern firefly), 681 nucleotides long. RefSeq lists its product as uncharacterized. The transcript is spliced from 5 exons. The coding region runs from base 1 to 681 and encodes 226 amino acids. The record is from RefSeq and is a predicted model, not a curated record. NCBI's taxonomy places the organism in Eukaryota, Metazoa, Arthropoda, Insecta, Coleoptera, Lampyridae.
AUGAAAGAGGCCCAGGAAGUGUCCGUGGCGAAGCGCCUCCAAAUAGACGGCGAGAAAACUUUACUUAUCACAAAGGCUAGAUCAGCGGAGCAGUACGGAUGGAGGGACGGCGGCGACGGUGUCGAGAGACGUGGAGCGCGGCGCGUGCCCAGUCUACGGUUAGCGAACGGGCGGGUGGCCGCGGCUCAGUCCGAAGAGGAAAUCCGCUCGCCUCCACCGCGCCGUUUAGCCAAGGAUGACUCUAUCAAGAUCAGCAUCGAGAACACGAACACGUGCACCGAUUCUUUGGUGACCGCACUCGAUGACGAAACGUUGCUUAUCGCGGAUUACCUUUCCAACGACAUGAAUUAUAAGGGUAGCGGCAAAGUCCAUUUCGGUGUGGACGAUGUCUCGUUGUACGGCACCCCAAAGGAAGAGCCCGGACCCACCCCCCUGGGCUCCGCGGAAGCCGGUAAACAAAGUUUCCUCAAGAACCAGCUACAAGCACUCUUUCAACCCACGGACAACAAAUUGGCCAUGAAACUUUUUGGAUCGAAGAAGGCACUUAUGAAAGAACGGAUUCGACAGAAAGCUUCAGGUCAUUGGGUUAUACAUCCUUGUUCUAGCUUUAGGUUUUAUUGGGAUUUGUGUACUUACAAAAUAUGUAAUAAUGUCAUGGAGAUUAUUUUAAAAUGUCAAUAA